GUUCUCGCCUCUCUCUCUUUCUCUCUCUCUAAAAUAAUAAAUCACUGUGACAAGAACUUUCAAGACUCACACCCUUUCCCAGCCACGUGCGUCUCCUCUUAUAAAUUCAACACAUUCUUACUCCCUCACAAAAAAACACACACACAAACUGCACAAAACACACACUCAAAACUCUCACAUUGCUUCUAUAUUUUUCUAAGAUGAGGGGUUCUAAAUUUUCUGUGGUACUUUUGAUCUGCUUGUUGCAGCUCUUCUUGUUACUCGAACCAUCUGAUGGGUCAUCAGUGCUUCCCUUCGUGGAACGCUCUCCGUGUGGUGGUCUGUGGUCGGAUCCUUUCCCGGAUCCGUUCCGGAUGCUGGAACAUAUACCUCUUCGGUUGGAGCGGGACGAAAGUGUGGCCGUUGCCGCGGCGAGGGUUGACUGGAAGGAGACUCCGGAGGCUCACCUCAUCAUGCUGGACGUGCCGGGCCUUAAGAAGGAGGAGCUGAAGAUCGAGGUGGACGAGAACCGCGUGCUGCGUAUCAGCGGAGAGAAGAAGAGGAAAGAGGAGGUGGAAGGGGAUAAGUGGCACCGUGUAGAGAGAUUAUAUGGUAAGUUCUUGAGGCAGUUCCGGUUGCCGGAAAAUGUGGACUUGGACUCCGUCCAGGCCAAGCUUGAGAAUGGCGUGUUAACUAUGUCAAUUGUCAAGUUGUCACCGGAUAGGAUCAUGGGUCCCAAGGUUGUUAACAUUGCCGUCGGAGAAGAACAACCACAUGCCAAGUUGGACGCCAAAGCUAACAAGGAGACCAAGCAAGAGCUAUAAGUUUUUUGUUUUUUUUUUUUUUUUUGUUUUUGUUUUUUGGUGUGUAUGGUGUCUAUGUGUAUCCCAGUGAGACUCCCAAGCUUACUUCUUGCGAAGAUAUGUAGAGCCAUGUUAUCUAUUGGGUGAAAAUUGAAUAAGAUUUGCAUCUUUCUUCACCAAUUAAACGGGAAGCAAACGUUUAUAUAAUUAAAGUAUAAACAAAAUGGUAAACAAUUUUUCCACCAUUCAUUUUGAUUAUUAUGAAAAAAAUAAGUCACAUUUUAGUGAAGAUAAUUAAUUUCGAUGAUUAUUUAAAAAAUAAUAAUAAUUUAUUAGAUAUUAUAUGGAAUAUUUGAAAUCGGGGCUUUCGAGGAACUUGCUAUGAAAUAAAUUGUAGGGGGAAUUUUUGAAAUAAGGACUUCCAAAAUGGUUCUGCUGGUUAACUCUUAUCAUCCUUUUUUUUUUUUUUUUUUUUUUUUUUGUGUUUGUUUAAGUGCUCUAUCAUUAAUCAUUCUAUAAGCAAUUAAUUUUUGUUACAUGAAGUAUUAGCUAAAAUUACAAUUGAAAAAAUAUAAACAAAAGAAUAGAAAUAUUAUUGGCAGUACCCGCAUCUCUUUAGUCAAUUUAGUUUUUUAUACAAGAUCAUUUAGUGUUUUUUUUUUUUUAAUUAUUGAGAUAGGUGUGAAUUCUAUAUAUUCGUUUCUGGAUCCAUUCUGCUCGAGCAAGAAUCAAAAUAUAAAAAUUUGGUUCAAUUAGAAAAAUUUUAAUCGGUAAAUUGAAUUUAGGAACUCGUGCAACAAAAAAAAAAAAAAAAAAAAAAAAAUCCUCAAUUUACUCCCCUAUUGUUCAAAAAAAUUCCUACCGACAAAUCAUAAUUAAUCAUACUUUAUCAUUAAAAAAAAAAAAAAAAAAAGGGUAAAAUGUCAAAAUUAUCUUUAAAUUCAUAUAUGAUUUAAUAGUUUUCCUUCUAACAUAACAAUACUCUGCAUAAUAUGAUAUAUAUAUAUAUACACACACACACACAUACAUAUUGUCUC
Cornus florida is the source of this 1819-nucleotide messenger RNA. RefSeq names its product 22.0 kDa heat shock protein-like. The record is from RefSeq and is a predicted model, not a curated record. Bases 201 to 803 code for a protein of 200 amino acids. The transcript has a single exon. NCBI's taxonomy places the organism in Eukaryota, Viridiplantae, Streptophyta, Magnoliopsida, Cornales, Cornaceae. Gene Ontology annotation, biological process: response to hydrogen peroxide; response to heat; response to salt stress.